CAGCAACAGGUCGUGCUACAAGCGAGCAGCCGUCGCCCGCUGCUGCCUCUUCACAGUUGCUGGACCAGAGUUGAAUACAGAAAGGAAAAGCUCCCCUGCAACUCGCCCCGAGUGUGAAAGAACAAAGACCUCUUUUGAGUGCGUGUGUUCGUUUUGCACCAAGGGAUUUGAGGUAGAUGCCAGCGUCGGCCAUGUUCUCCAAGUUCAAGCACGGUACAGGCGCGCAGAACGUCCUGGACAAUAAUCCGAUAUUGCAGUUUUUCGAAGUGGGAAAGCUGUUAGCGAGUGCUGGGCCUGAAAUGGUCUGGAAAAUCUACGACGGCUACAGGAAGAGCGACGGCAAGGAAGUGUCUGUGUUCCUUUUCGAAAAACGCACCGCCGAGAAGCUGCACAAGCCCAAGAGAAAAGAGACAGUGACGGAGAUCCUGCGGGCCAGCGUGCGCCAAUUGGAGCGCUUCAGGCAUCCCAAGAUAUUGCAGGUUCUGCACUCGGUGGAGGAAUGUAGUGAGACUUUGGCGUUCGCCGCCGAGCCAGUUUACGCGAGUAUGGCCAACAUCCUGGCCUAUCAAGAGGAUCGGCCGCAAGGGGGACCUCCGCCCUUGGCCCGCGAGUACAACUUCCUUGAAAUCGAGCUGAAAUACGGCCUGCUGCAGAUCACCGAAGCGCUGACUUUCCUGCACUACUCGGGCCACGUGCUGCACCGCAACGUUUGUCCAGCAAGCAUCCUGGUGACCAAGAAGGGGACCUGGAAGCUCGGAGGAUUAGAGUUUACGGAGCGAAUGAAUGAAGUCGACGGACUCGAACCUGUGCCGUGUCAACCUUGGACGUCAAGACUGCCAAAAAUGGCUCAGCCCGACCUGGAUUAUAUAGCUCCAGAAGUGCAGUCGUCGUCAGUUUGCAGCAUUCUAUCAGACAUGUUCUCUCUGGGCAUGGUGAUGUGUGCGAUUUUCAACCACGGCAAGCCGCUCAUCCAAGCCAACCACAGCAGCUCAACAUACCUCAAACAGCUCGACUUGUUGGAGGAUCAGAUACACAACGUUUUGCCCAAGGUGCCCAUUCCCCUGCAAGAGGCCGCCUCGAGACUCUUGAGCAAAGAUACGCGGCAAAGACCCACGGCACAAUUACUCUCGCUCAUCAAGUACUUUAGUGAUUCGUCUGUGCACGCCUUACAGUUUUUAGAUGUGAUCAACAUGAAGGACCCAACCCAGAAAGCUCACUUCUACCGGAACACACUCAAAGAUACCCUCCCUUAUAUUCCAAGGAAACUGUGGUAUCAGCACGUGUGGCCGUGUCUUUCGCAUGAAAUGAAGGCUCAGGAGGUGCUGGCCGCUGUGCUGCAGCCCAUCAUUUACAUCAUUCAAGAGAGCUCGCAAGAGGAGUACGAGAAUCUCAUGUUGCCCCUUUUCAGGAGUGUGUUCGCGGCGCCCAAAUCCAUCCAAGCCACAGUUACUCUUUUAGAGAAUUUGCAUAUUAUUCUAGAGAAAACGCCACCAGAGGAUGUUCGUACCGAGGUACUGCCUAUGUUGUUUAACGCCUUCGAAAGCUCCACUCUGCAAGUACAGAGUGCGGCGCUGGUCGCCGUCACCAACGUGGCAGAGUAUUUGGACGAGAGCGCGAUUCGCAAGAUGAUCAUGCCCAAGACCAAAUUGGUGUACGAGAAAAACUCAGGGGACAUCAAAACGGUGCUGAACGUGCUGUCAUGCGUCGAGAGGACCCUGGACAAGCUGGACAGGCCCAUGAUCAUCGACGAGGUGCUGCCGCUGCUGUGGGACGUCCGGCUUUCUGACCCUGAAGUCAUUUUGCGGGUUGUUAAUAUUUACAGACUGAUGUUAAGCGAUAAGAAAUUCGGCCUGUCGGUAAACCUGAUGGCGACGAGGGUGAUGCCCUCCCUGCUGCCCCAGACGGUCAACCCCUCGCUUAAUCUCGAGCAGUUCACUGGUCUUCUCGAGGUGCUUCAAGAAAUGCUCGACCACAUUGACCGGAACCAGCGAAACAAGCUGAAGUUGGACAACUUGUCCUUGCCAAGUCCCGAGCGGCACCGACCUUUGCGUCACCAGUUCAGCACAGACAACAUGCACGCGAGUCCUCCGUUCAACAUCCCGAACUUGAGAAUCGAACAGAGGAAGACCUCGAGUGCGGAGGAUAUGGCCAGAAAGAACUCAGCGGGCGCAACGAGUUUGCAUGGACGCGCAAUUUCAGGUAUGCUGGGAGGGUGGUGGUUCGGCGGUUCGCCAUCAUCGCCGGACAGCAACUUCCUGCGCGUCCACAACGCCUUCCCUCCGAACAGGCGUUUGUCUGACAACCAACUAAUCGGUCCACCGAAAAUCAGGAUCGCGCCUAGUUGCGCGUCCUCCCCGGGAGGCACCCCCGGGGGCAGCGGAGGCCUCCCCAUCCGGAGGCACUCUAGCAUUGGACCUCAGGAGCGUCGUGGGUCUACCAUGAACUUGUCACCGCCCACGGCGUCUUCCUACCACUCUGUGGUUUCACGGGACGGCUCUAGAACUAGUUUAACCGUGCCCGCACCCUAUCUUGCACGGAGCAUGAUAGGCGGGUCGAUGCCGAACACUUCUAGUAGCGUCCCUUUUUUGUUGUCGUCGAGCAUGAGCUCGAUCAGGUCCGGGGGCUCGCGGCGCACGUCCGCCUGCCUGGGCCUGUCAGGCUCGCCGGGGGCCUCCUCGGCGGGCCUGCUGCAGCAACUCGGAUCCGGCAUGGUAAGGACUUUGUCUUCCGCAGCCUCCUCAGCCUACAGUUACUCGCCAUACUCCUCCCAGCACCACAGCCCGCGAGGCUCUUUUUCCUCUCAGGGUGGUGCCAGUAGUAAUGUAAGCAGCUCAUUUUCCUCUGCUCUCGCGCAGAAACUUAAGCACUGAAAAAUCGACACCACGCUUUUUUUUUAUUCAUUUACUUCUUUUCUACCUCGGCGACUUUAAUUUCGUAAGAAUUUGAUAGGAUAGAACGCACUUCCAGGUACUUUGCUUCUAAAAUUUGCACUUUUUUAGAAAGUCGAGCAUGGAGAUUUUGUUGAUUUGUAUAUUUUUUUUCUUACUUAGUAUUAAAUUUCCAUUUUUCUGCAUUAUUAUGAGCAUUCGAACUAUGCUUUUCAUUCAAUUCAAUCUUUUAAAAUAUGCAUAAAUAUUUUUCUUUAGAGAAAUUUGAGUACAGAAGUCAUUUUGUUCCUAGUUCCUAGUGGUUUUUUUUAAAUUGUGUGAUAUAGUUAUUUGAAAUUUAGCUAAAUCCACAGCAAAUUAUUUGGAAGUAAUUGAAGAAACUUAUAUUUUCAAAAAAUUCAGUUUCUUAUUUUUAUUUUUUAUUCUCGUGUGUGCAUUUUUCGAAUUUUUCAACACAGGUAAGCCUUAACUAUGAGCAUGCCAGUUUUCACUUUCUCACGUACAUUCCAAAUGCAACGUAGUGAUGCAACCUGUUGUGCUGGUAUGCUCAACAGGUUGCAUAACUUUGAUGUUUUGGAUCGUGCUAAUUUGUUCAGUGUGUGGAUACGCUCAAAACCGACGAGCGCAUAAAUUUAGGCGACACACAUUGCGUAAUAAACGUUGCGGCAACUUGCUUGCUUGCUAUGCAAAUUUGCAAAUUUGGCUGACAGUAUGGUUUCGCUGCACAAUUCUCUUGCAAAAAUAUUACCACGCUGAAUCCGCUGAAUGUAGAUUUUGAAAAUUUCCACCUAAUGUGAAAACUUAUCAAAAGAAUACAAAUCAAAUUAAAUAAGAGUAGUAACUUUUCGGAAAUUAAUUCAAACACAAUUUCUUGAAUUAAAUUCUAGAUUAAAGGAUACCCUAAAUCCAAAACGUUUCAAAUUCAAAUUUUUAAAAUAUGAAUAUGAGAUUUUAAAAAGGGGGUUGAUGUUUUACAAAUCAUUAGUUUUAAUAUAAGAAAUUGAACGAAAUUAAUUGUUAUCCAAACAAACUUUUAAUUCAAAAAAUAUUUACAGAUCAAAUUCGUUAAAAUGCAUUAAAAAUAUUUUGCGCUGUUUAAUUAAAUUUGCGAAUGCUUGACUCUUACCAACAAAUUUUGAUUUCUUAACUCUUUCCUUUUACAGUAUCAAUUGUUCUCGGGAAAAUCAUAGGCCGGCGCGAGCAGAGGCUGAAUCGAAUCCACGCCUGCAGACUGGUCGGCCAAUUUUUGUGUACUCAUCAGCCAACAACUGCUGCACCCUCAGACGGUUUGCGUCGUUUUUUGUUUGAAUUGUUUCCGCAGCAACAGCAGUGUAACGCAGCAAUACUCCCAUGAAAGAAAAUCCAAUAUUCAAUACUCGUCUCUGCUGAACUUCUCAUUAUAUGAAAAAUAAUCAUUCAAAGUUAAAACUGGGCAGAAAAGGUUGUAUUUAAAAUCUGCUCGUUUAAAGUGAAAAAUCCGUAGCAAUACACUUUUCUGAAAGUAUAUAAAACAGAACUCACCCCCAGAAAGAAAAGCAAUUUAUGCCGAUUAUAGUUACAUAGAAAUGGGAGAACCACACUACACUACUUUCAAUUACUAGUCUUGCUAUCUCUUGUGAAAUUAAAAAAAAAAAUACUCUUGUAUAUUUCUGUAGCAAACAUUUCAUCUCCAGGAAAAAACAAUUAAGAAAGACACAAAAACGAAAGCCUGUACCAUGCAUGAAAAUCAAAAUAUUGAGCGGCGACAAGCGCGAAUUUAAAGUAAGACUUUUAAACCGAGCCCAGAGUCGCGCGUGCCAUUUGAGGAAAUAAAUUUUGUUCUCGUACUGCCACUGAUUGUAUACUGGGUGUGACUGAUAUUUAAGGAAGCGUGUGAACGCGUUUUCGAACCGACCUAUGACCUGACACUGAUGUUAAAAGUCCUUUUCUGAAUUAAUUUCAAAAAAAAAAAAGUUAUGAGGCAUUUUAUGAUUUGCGGAAUAGUUGAAGAAGUUGUAUAGAAAGUAAUAAACGUUUUCUUAAAAAUUAAGUGUACUCGUUACCUUCUGCGGAUGACUAAAAUUUCUGACCAUCCAAAAUUAAUCACUUUCUGCAACUCACGAAUAUUUUUAUAAUGCAACACGUGACGUGCGCCUGUGAAUAGUUUCUAGUAAAUGUGUCCUUGUGUGUCCUCUUGAUUAUGCAAAUAAUUGAUGAUCUAAUCUAAAUAUAAACGGCACCUAUUUGUGUAUGAUCGUGUCCUCAAAAGAAUUUCAAAAAAGAAACAAGCAUUCUGUGAUCUCGCUCAUCUCUAAAACGAUCCCACUUUCUUAAAUGUUCUCUGGACAUAAAUUGAAAACAAAUUGAGUUUUUUUUAAACUUCAUUAUUUUUAAGUUUCAAUACAUUGUAUUUAAUAAUUCUGAACUUUUUUU
Messenger RNA from Neocloeon triangulifer, 5300 nucleotides. RefSeq names its product SCY1-like protein 2 (gene bma). The record is from RefSeq and is a predicted model, not a curated record. Gene Ontology annotation, molecular function: protein kinase activity; ATP binding. Bases 177 to 2870 code for a protein of 897 amino acids. Gene Ontology annotation, biological process: protein phosphorylation. The transcript is spliced from 18 exons. NCBI's taxonomy places the organism in Eukaryota, Metazoa, Arthropoda, Insecta, Ephemeroptera, Baetidae.